AUAAAACUGAACUAUCUCUCAUCGCUUGACGCUUGCUUUUGGGGAUGAGUUGUGGUUUGAGAAAUGUUGUAAACUAGGUAGCCUUCUUCAUUUCAUUUCCAAAGAAAAAUAACUUCAGCUUUAAAACUCAGAGCUAAUCACAUUUGCUAUUUGAAUUACUCCACCUGAACCAGUGAUAGAUUUGCAUCUCUCAGGUUCGUUAAGCUGACAAGGUCUGUAAUGUAUUAUUUCACUCAAUCUCAAUCUCUCAGGGCGGACAGCGUGGAGUUCAUGUCAUCAUUCUCUCCGAUUCUGACGAUGCAAAACAACUCCUCACAUCCCACCACUAACUGUACCCUGUCCAGCACUGAGACCACACAUUUAUUGGUGGCUUAUUUGUUCUUCUUUUCAUUUCCCAUUGCAUUUCUACUCAAUGGAAUAGCAGCAUGGGUGUCUUUUCAUCUCUCACCUACUUCCACCUUUAUAGUUUACUUGAAAACCCUGGUGGGAGCUGAUCUGCUCAUGACACUGAUGAUCCCUCCAAUGGCAGCAAGCAUGCUUCCUGGAGCGGCACUUGAGGUGAGGAGCUUUAACUGCCGUUAUGCCGGUGUGAUCUUCUUCACCAGUUUGUACACAAGCAUCACCCUGAUGGGUCUUAUCAGCCUGGAUCGCUUUUUCAAAAUCGUCAGACCACUUGGAAAAGGGUUUGGACAAAACAUAACCACCAGUAUUAUAAUGAGCUCUUUGGUUUGUGUUGUUUUAUUUGGAAGUACGGCUAUCCCAACUAUAGUUCUAACCGACCAGACUCCUGAAAAUGCAACAAAGGAUAUUUGUAUGUCCAUGAAAGGUCCGGCUGGAAAGACUCUCCACAACUAUGUGGUAACUUCUAUGGAGAUUCUGUUCUGGCUCAUCACUAUAAUGAUUGUAUUUUGCUACAUCUGCAUCACCCUGACAGUCAUGCAGUCCUUCAGAAACUCUGGGAGUAAGAACAACCAAGGAAAAAAGAAGACAAAACUGCGAGUUUUCUCCAUCCUCCUUGUAUAUUUUGUGUGCUUUGUGCCACUGCACUUACUACGCAUUCCUUUCACCAUACAUGAAACGUUUGACACAAGUUUCUGUACUCCAGAGGGACUUCUGAUCGCUCACCAAGUGUCUGUCUGGGUCUCUUCAACCAAUGCUUGCUUGGAUCCUUUUCUCUAUAUCCACUUGUGCAGGGAGUACAGAGAAAAGCUGGAUAAGAUGGUGAAAGACAGCAUUGUCUUUGUUAAGUCGCAUUUCCUUACAAAAAAAUCUAACCAGUAAAAAAAUGAAAAAGUAACAACCUAAACAAAAAGGAUUUUUUUUUUGGCUCUUAAGAAUUAAAUAUAAGUUAAAAAGAAUACAGAAACAGAGAAUUAGUCUGAGGAGCUGCUUUGAAAUGUUUGUGUUGUAGAGCCAUCUAGUGUCCUAAAGAGAAUGUGCAUUUGUUGUAUUUCAAAGUUUUCAAUUAAUGUAUAUCAGACAUUGAAUCAUAUAUUGUAUAAGCAUAUAUUAAAAUGGUAAAUAUUUGGCAUGCACAUUUAGUUAGAAGUAUAACAGAGAAGCUUUAUGUUUAGAUUUCACAGUCUGUCAGAUCUAAACAUUUUGAAAUGUUGUUUCUUUCGAGAAUGCAGAGUUCAGGAGAUGUGAUGUAAACAUAUAUACAAAUAUAGAACUUGUCCUUGUUUGCAUUGCAUGAGUACGCUGUUGUAGUUAUUCAUCUGAUUUUGUUUCAAUUUAUAUACAUAUUUCUAAUGUUGGUAAAUAGUUAAAUAGAUGAUGAACAUGUGAAACAUUAAGGAAGUUUGAAAAUCGUGUUGCAAAUUUGAUUUGACUUUAUUAUGAACAAUUUUUGCACUUAAGAGCAACACUAUAGAUAGCAUUCAUAGCACUAAUUAUGGUACACACAAAGAAAUUAGGAAAAAAAUCUUUGUAUUUUCCAGUUUUUUCAAAUGUUUUAAUAAACAACUAUGGGGUUUUGUUUUGGCAGCUUUGCUCAUGUUUGGCUGAACAAUGAUACCUUGUGAAAUAACAGAUGAGUUUCAAACAUCCUGAAUGUGUCUGCAAUCAUCAAUAUAUCAAGUGUUAAAGUUUAUGCAUUUUUUAAGGAAUCUAUUAUUCUUCAGAGUGUCAAAUGAGGACAUACAAAAAAAAAAAAAAAA
Messenger RNA from Oryzias latipes (Japanese medaka), 2159 nucleotides. Lineage: Eukaryota; Metazoa; Chordata; Actinopteri; Beloniformes; Adrianichthyidae. The record is from RefSeq and is a predicted model, not a curated record.